This is a messenger RNA of Penicillium malachiteum, 216 nucleotides long. RefSeq lists its product as uncharacterized. The coding region runs from base 1 to 216 and encodes 71 amino acids. The record is from RefSeq and is a predicted model, not a curated record. NCBI's taxonomy places the organism in Eukaryota, Fungi, Ascomycota, Eurotiomycetes, Eurotiales, Aspergillaceae. The transcript is spliced from 2 exons.
AUGUUCAAGUUCUUAAGCCAAGGUCUGGCAAGGGAUGAUCCGCGCGGCCGAGACUCCGCGCAGAGCAACCGGCAGCUGACAACCGCAUUCCAAACAAACAUCUCCACAACACUUUCAUACCAAUCGGCCAUUGUUAUUGGCAUAACUGGAAUGACGGGGAAACUGGCAUCGUGCUUUUCUGAUACAGAACGAGGUCGCGAGAUCGAGGAUGCGUAG